Elephantulus edwardii (Cape elephant shrew) is the source of this 930-nucleotide messenger RNA. RefSeq names its product polyadenylate-binding protein 1-like. Gene Ontology annotation, cellular component: nucleus; ribonucleoprotein complex; cytosol. NCBI's taxonomy places the organism in Eukaryota, Metazoa, Chordata, Mammalia, Macroscelidea, Macroscelididae. The transcript has 2 exons. The record is from RefSeq and is a predicted model, not a curated record. Bases 1 to 930 code for a protein of 309 amino acids. Gene Ontology annotation, molecular function: mRNA 3'-UTR binding; poly(A) binding; poly(U) RNA binding.
AUGACCAAAUGCACUCUAGAUGAAAUCCAUGAUUUGUAUAUGAAGCGCAAGUUUGAGCAGAUAAAGCAGGAGAGGAUGAACCACUACCAGGACGUGAACCUGUAUGUGAAGAACCUGGAUGACUCCAUCGAUGAUGAGAAACUUAGGAAAGAGUUCUCACUGUACGGAGUGAUUACCAGUGCAAAGGUGAUGACAGAGGGUGGCCACAGCAAAGGGUUUUUGUGUUUUUCCUCUCCAGAAGUGGCGACCAAAGCCGUGACAGAGAUGAACCGGCGCAUCAUCGGCACCAAGCCGCUGUAUGUGGUGCUGGCCCAGCGCAAGGAAGAGCGGAGGGCCAUCCUGUCCAACCAGUACAUGCAGCGCGUCUCCACCUUGCGGGCCCUUGGCAACCCCCUCCUGGGCUCCUUCCAGCAGCCCACCAACUGCUUCCUACCUGCCGUGCCUCAGCCCCAGCCCGGCUCUGGCCCCAUCACUCCCAUCCGACCUGCCCCCAGGUGGACGGCGCAGCCACCUAGACCAUCGAUCAACAUUGGUACUCAGACCACAGGACCUGAGGGGGUGGAAGGAGCUAUCCCAUCCCGACAACUCCUGUCCUACAAAUACUCCUCGACAGUCCUCACCUCCCAGCGGCCCCAUGUCCAGGUCCUGGAGCCGCCAGUGCACAGACAAGAACUGCUGACAGCGUCCAUGCUGGCUGCAGCCCUGCAGCAUGAACAAAAGCAGACGAUUGGUGAACGGCUCUACCUUCUUGUUGAAAGAAUCCACGCCCACCUGGCAGGCAAGAUCACUGGCAUGCUGCUUGAGAUUGACAACUCGAAUCUGCUGCUCAUGCUGGAGUCUCCAGAGUCCCUCCACGCCAAGAUAGAAGAGGCGGUCGCGGUGCUGCAGGCACACCGGCCCACUGAGCAGCCGACAGAGUACCUGGACUGA